GUUGAUGCAAUAGCCCCGUCCCCAUGGCCUACGACGGCUACCGCGGGCCUCUGAACCCGCCGGACCAGCACUCGUCGCAAUACGCCUACGACACCGCCUACGACACCACCUACGAUCCGCGGUCCUAUCAGACUAAUCCUGCCUCACACCACCAGAACAAUGCUCCAGCGUACUACCCUCCUGAGCCGCAAAGCCCACGAUCGCGCGCCUCGUCCAACACCCGCUCCGAUGGCUCCCAGCAACCCCUCUAUGAUGCACUCAACAACGCCUUUGACAAGUCAGACGCCGCAAGCCGGGUGGAUCCAGACCUCAUAGCCCAGAUCACAGCCCAGGUCAGGAAGCAGGUCUUGGAUGACCUCAAAUCCAGCGGCGUAGGAGUCAACGCCGCACCUCAGCCUCCUCCGGCCCAGCACUACCCCACACAGUCGCCUACUGCUUCCACGACAGCGUCUUUCCCAACCCGCAACGUGUACACUCCUCCGUCCCCCACCCGCCACGACUUUGAAAGCCACGGGUCCAAUUCGCCUGAUCCUUUGCGGCACGACCCCAUGUUUGACGGCACUGGCGAUACUCCGACGCCCAGACAAGAAAGUACCCAGCCCCGACAAGUUUACGAACAGCCUUCUCGAUCGAGGCCUGUAACCGCUGCCCGGAUUCCAACAGACAAUGGAGAGGCUACAACAGUGGAAAAAAUAUGGCAGCCCCUCUUCGAUUCGAGUGGGUAUCCAACGGCAAGGCUUGGGCAGUUUCUGAGAGGGCUGGCGAAUCACAUUAUUGACGAUUAUGAGCCGAAAAAGAGUCUAGUUAUUUCUCCGGCCAAAAUGCAAAAGUUUUACGGCGACGUCAAACUCAGCGACGAGAUCUAUCCAUGGGGCACUAUCUUCGGAAAACUCCCCAAUUCGACACUGUCCAAGAUGUAUCGAGAUAUGAAAUGUCAACACCAUCUAAUCCAAGACGAAGUCCACCUAGUCCCAAACAUUCCAGCCUUGACGCCUGAUGGCUUCCAAGAGUGGAUGACUGCCAUGAUUCAAGCCUAUCCUGACACUGAGCAUGACCGCCUUUCCCGGGCUGUCCUGGAUAUGCCCAUCAGCAACGCCGAUGACACGAAGGAACGAUUCCCAAAGGAACUACCUCGACGUCUAUUCCCAAAACAUGAAAACCUACAAGCCCAGCAACGGUGUGCCGCUGCUGUCUCCGCCGAGGGUGCUGUCCCACUGAAAAAACAACCCACCUUCCCACCACCUCCGCCGCUCGCGCCGACUGUGAAUGCUAGCUUGGAGCGUGAAAGAAGUCCAUAUGGUGGUCCAGCCCUCGACUCAUCAAUCUCUGCCAUCGACACAGACGAAGAGGACGAACUUCCUCGCUCAAUCCCCAUCGAACGGGAACGACAGCCGUACUCAGCCGCACCCAGCGGUGGCCGAGUCUUUGAAGAACCCGCAGCCAUGAAGUCAGACACCGAAACACACACCCGCGGCCACCGCUCACAAUCAUCCGCCAACUUAAACCAAUGGCCUUCUACCUCCGCCCGUCCAACCGACUACCCCCCCUCCACUACUCGCCAUCAUCGAACCAGCUCAAUCUUGAACGGCCGACGCCCCCGCAGUCCAAGCUUCUCAAACCCGGGCACUCGCUCCGAUACCUUUAUUAGCGAUGCCCCUCGUUACUCAGCAUCUAAUAUCUAUGACGCCGAUGAAGAAAACCGCCGCUUCGCCAAAGACGCAGAAGCAAAGCGGGACUGGGCCAGACGACAGGCAGAUGAUGAUGCUGUUCCGAACCGUACCAGGGCUGAGUCGAUCACCGGCGGAGUUUCAUACGGCGGCCACGACGAAUAUUAUGGAGGAAGAGGGGGUAGCAAUGCGUACGAUGGAGCUGGGUCUGGGAGGGGUUAUGGGGCUUCGUACAACGACCGGCGAUACUGAGCCCUAUACGAAAACACUGAGCGAUUGACGACAUUAUGGCCGAUAAAGCGUGGGCUCUGGAACAACUCUCGCUUGGAAGAGACUUAUUACCUUUGUUUUCUAUCUCCUUUUUCUUUGCCUAUAGGGCUCUAUCAUGAUGGCGUUAUACCCUCUUUUUCUCACAUUUAGAUUUCUGGGCUGGACGGACGGAUGGAUUGUGUACGGUUUCAUCAUACCCCUUUGUUUUUGCAUUACCUUCUGUAUAACUGAAGAUUGAGCGGUUCUUGGAGAGAGAGGGCAUUGGAUGGGUGGGAAAGAGGUCACGGGGUUCACGUGUUGUAAAACACUCCUUCUGAAUUGUUGUUUCUAGUUUAGUGGUGCUGCAUUUGGAGAUACCUUGGAAUCGAAUCUGG
Mytilinidion resinicola is the source of this 2311-nucleotide messenger RNA. RefSeq lists its product as uncharacterized. NCBI's taxonomy places the organism in Eukaryota, Fungi, Ascomycota, Dothideomycetes, Mytilinidiales, Mytilinidiaceae. The transcript has 3 exons. The record is from RefSeq and is a predicted model, not a curated record. Bases 24 to 1919 code for a protein of 631 amino acids.